AUGGACGUCCGAGUGCGCCUGGUAUUCGCGGACGAGCUGGGGCGCCACGUGCUGCGCCGACGCGGGUUCUCGUCGUGCUGGUAUCUCGUGCCAACGGACGCGAAGCUCGUGGGGGACUUGGCGCACGCGCUGCUGCGGGAGUUUGAGCUGCGCCGGAGAUGUCCCAAGGGGCUGGAGCUGCGGCUGCAAGAGCUGCCACUGCUGGCCACGCAGAGCAUCCGCCUCGUGCGGGACGACGACACCAUUGUCGUCCAAUGUCCGCCUCUGGAGGACGAUGUUAGUGACAGUGAGAAGGCGUCGUCCUCCGAGAGCGAGGAAGAGACGGCGAAGCUCAAAUCCACGCAACGGAAGCGGAAACUGAAGCUGAAGCAGCAGAAGAAGCCCGAGAGAAAAAUCAAGAAGGCUCGUCACGCUCCGAAGGACACUAAGGAACAAAUUAGUGCAGAGAGCAAGCCGCGGGAGAACGGUGGAAAGCUCGAGUUCGAGCUCCAGCUCAAGCUCCAGCAGUGA
Molecule: messenger RNA, 510 nt
Organism: Phytophthora sojae
Lineage: Eukaryota; Oomycota; Peronosporomycetes; Peronosporales; Peronosporaceae
Exons: 2
Coding region: 1-510 (169 amino acids)
Biological process (GO): spliceosomal snRNP assembly
Cellular component (GO): Cajal body
Molecular function (GO): U1 snRNA binding; U2 snRNA binding
Source: RefSeq, a predicted model, not a curated record